AUGGCAGGUCAGGAUCUGUUCCCCGACGGGGUUAUACUGCAGCCAAUCUUCGACGAAACAGUGCAGGACUGCAGAAUUUCCAUCAUCUUACAGACAUGGGAUAAGUGCGUUUUCAAGGUAGCCCCGGCUGCUUUGCCUGCCGGCCGGUACAAGCUGCCAGUUAUUGUUCGUUUGGAGUCCGCAUCCGCUAGUCUGGCCCCUCAGUUUGCACUCACUGCCGAAAUCCAGAAAUUAGCAUCGGAAAGUUUACCAGGGCUUGUACCGUCUGUUCUACAGUUAGGCAAGGUGCACAACUCAACUGGUCGCGAAUAUUGCUUCUCUGUUGUCGAGUUCGUUGAUGGCGUUACACUUGAGACUGUUUGGGCCGAUUUGAGGGAAGAAAACAAAAGAUUGGUUGUCAACGACAUCGCUGAAGCUCUCACGGAGCUUCAGAAACGGAAAUUGGAAGAUGAAGCUAUCCAAGGUGUUUUGGCGCAGGCGGCAGAUGGCCAGAAAGAUGACCUACUGUCCAAACCACUUUAUUUUGGAGGUGCUCACACAAUGGCAUUGACCACUGGCUCGUCUCUAUUGGAUGCUGUCAUGGAAAGGAGGAAGCUCAAGCGAGAAUUCUGCGACAUCGAGAAGGAAGAAAACUCGAUGCGUGUUACGGUCAAGUCACGUUUCGGUGACCUCGGUUCAGUGACUAUCGAGAAGCGAGAGCUGGAUCAAUGGAAAGAGCAAGCCGUUCUCUGCCACAAUGACUUAACACCACGGAAUCUGCUUUUAAAAAAAACUUCAAACGAUACCGCAGAGAGCCUCGUGGAGUACAGGUUAGCUGCGAUCAUUGACUGGGAAUUGGGUGGAAUGUAUCCAUCAGCAUAUGAGAUGCAGCUUCAGGAUACCUAUCUUGGUGGUGGAAAUCGUCAUGUGUCCUUCUACCUGAUGCUCAAAGAAGCGAUGCAAUCAAUAGUGCCUUGCAACAGAGCACAACAAGAUCUUUUGCGGGCCGUGGAACUGAUUUUCGAAUCGCAACAGCGCUUUCUCUUCGAAGGUUCCAACAUUCCAGCUCAAAUUCGUGUGCGGUUUUUACAGUAUUGUAACCUGACAAGGGAUCAAAACAUUUAUAGGGGGUGGACAAAUCAGGUAGAGAAUUCCCCGACCUAUGAUGCCGACAUUAUACAGAAGAUCGAAGACGAUGUGAUUGCAGAAGUUAUGGCAAAGCGUGCAGCAAAGAAGCAAUCUGAAUCAUCGAGAGAACAGUGA
Cordyceps militaris CM01 is the source of this 1242-nucleotide messenger RNA. RefSeq names its product Protein kinase-like domain. The record is from RefSeq and is a predicted model, not a curated record. The transcript has a single exon. The coding region runs from base 1 to 1242 and encodes 413 amino acids. Lineage: Eukaryota; Fungi; Ascomycota; Sordariomycetes; Hypocreales; Cordycipitaceae.